Molecule: messenger RNA, 3109 nt
Organism: Aedes aegypti (yellow fever mosquito)
Lineage: Eukaryota; Metazoa; Arthropoda; Insecta; Diptera; Culicidae
Gene: muskelin
Product: muskelin
Exons: 6
Coding region: 57-2510 (817 amino acids)
Cellular component (GO): cytoplasm
Molecular function (GO): protein binding
Source: RefSeq, a predicted model, not a curated record
CCUUUUGCGCUUCUGUCAGUCAGUCGCGAUCAGUCAUCAUCAAAAUUCUAUCAAAAAUGGCUGGAGGAAUCACCGACAUCAAGAAGCUCGAGUACGAAAUCUACAAAUAUUCCAGUUACUCCUCGUCCUAUCUGCCCGAGAACAUUCGUGAAGAUAAUCCCACCAAUCAAACGUCGCGAUGGUCCUCCAACACGAACAGCCCGCCUCAGUUCCUGGUGCUGAAGCUGGAGCGGCCGGCCAUUGUGACUAAGAUCAAGUUCGGCAAGUACGAGAAAACGCACGUCUGCAAUCUGCGCAAAUUUAAAAUUCUCGGCGGACUGGAGGAGGACCGGAUGACCCAACUGUUCGAGGGUGGUCUCAAAAACGACUCAGUCCCGGAAACGUUCAACUUGAAGCAUCGCACCAACUCUGGCGAACUGUUACCAAUCAAGUUCAUCCAGAUUGUACCGUUGCUCUCGUGGGGACCUAGUUUCAACUUUUGCAUCUGGUACGUCGAGCUGCUUGGAAUCGAAGAUUCGAUUUUCAUCCUCUCGAACCUGCGGAAGUACAAUAUGCUGCGGGAGGUGGAGAUUGUACGACUCUUUAUGAAACACUGCCGCCAGCAGGGUUACGUCAAGGCAUUCAGUGCCCUGCAGGAAGAGACGGGCGUACGGCUUGAGGACGAAAAGAUGACUGAACUGCACGAAAUUCUCGUCAACAAGGGAGACUUUAAGAAGACUGAAGGAAUUCUUGUCGAUUUUAUCAAUAGCGGCCUAAUGGACGACUACCUCUUGAGGCAGGAAUAUAAACCGCACUGGAGCUUGCAGCUGACACCAGAACAAGAAUCACGACCAGGUCGCAGAGGUGGCCAUCAGCUUAUCAUUGAUCCACUGACCAGCACCAUUUAUCUAUACGGAGGUUGGGAUGGCAGCGAGGAUUUGAGUGAUUUGUGGUCCUACGACGUGAAAAGUAACCGGUGGACUUUGAUUCACGAAAAUUCGGAACUUUUGGAUGGUCCUUCGCCACGUGCUUGCCAUAAGAUGGUAUACGAUACAAAGAACUCGCAGAUUUUUAUGAUUGGACGAUAUCUGGACAGCGCUUCUCGCACCGAGGAAAAUAUAAAUAGUGAUUUCUACCUGUACAAUACCAUCAGCAAAACGUGGUGCUUGAUUAGCAACGAUACGGCACAAGUCGGAGGACCUCAGCUGGUGUACGACCAUCAGAUGUGCAUCGACGUGGAGAAGCAGACGAUUUACGUCUUCGGUGGCCGCAUCCUCGAACCAAAUUACAGAUUUUCUUUCUCCUUUAGAAAUGAGGAAGAAACAACGGGUGACUACAAGUAUUCGGGGCUGUUCUCCUACCACAUCAGCACCAACACGUGGAACCAUAUCCUGGUGGAUUGUGGCCAUCCGUCGGCUGCUAGUCCGCACGUGCAGAGCAUCAAGUCGAGGGUGACCCACUCGAUGCUGUUCCAUCAUAAACACCGAAAACUGUACAUUUUCGGCGGCCAACGUGGCAAGGACUAUAUGACGGACUUCCUAAUCUACGAUGUGGACAGCAGCGAGCUCACGAACAUGACCCCGGAGAACGUAGGAACGGAUUCAAAAAACGUUCCCCAGUCGGGUUUCACCCAGCGAGCGACGAUCGACUGUGAAAAGGACGAAAUCUAUGUACUGACCAGUCUGAGCAAAGAGAAAGAGCGUCGCGAACUCAAUAUCAAUUCGUUCUGGUUAUUCUCGUUGGCCAAGAAAGAGUGGUGUUGUGUGUACAAGAGUGACCAUUCGAUUGGGGAAAACUGUUACCUAAAGAAUCAGAAUGUUUGUGCGGAACCUUGCCCCCGGUAUGCUCAUCAGAUCGUGUAUGAUGCGACGAAUCAGGUCCACUUCCUAUUCGGUGGCAAUCCUGGCAUGAAUUCACAUAUUCGUUUGGAUGACUUUUGGAUGUUGCGGCUGGAGAAACCCACGAGGGACAAUAUACUGCGCUACUGUAAAUACCUGCUGAGGAAACAAGAGUACGAAGAAAUUGCCAAGACGGAUCCCCUCUCGGCAAUAUCCUACCUGCAAACAAAGCUGUACGAUAUCAUCGAUCACAACGAUCCAGCGCAGUUGAAAGAGUUUCACAAGUUAGCAUCACUUCUGUUCAAAUCGGACAGCACUGAUUGUGAAACGGAGCCAACUAGUCUACUGGCUUGUCCUCUGGGCGGCAGCUUGAAAUCCAACAGUCAAAAGCACCCCAACGAGCACGAACCGAACGAGGACAAUGCCAAAAUUAUGCGAGUAGAAUCACCUAAAAGUACAGACGAAGCGGACGCGUCUAGCAUCAGUUCGCUGAGCAGUGAGUGUUCUAGCUCACAAACGGCUCGGGCGAUUCCAUCAACAUCGUCCAGCUUUUCAUCGCGCACACGCAAAGCAAACGAUCAGAAGUUCGAGCUGAAAAUAAGACGCUGCCUCCUGUACAACAAACUUGUCGAUCUUCUUCCGGAAAAUCUCUGUCAGCCAAAGAAGAACAUCAGCGACUUUGUGCUGCUAUAAUUCCCUGAUUUAAACCCCCAUCAAGAACAGCUUUUUUUUUCCUUUUGACUUUGCAACUUUUUUCCACUUUAAAGUUUUUCAAAUUCUCAGACUGGUACUGUUAUCGGUACAGAUUUAGCUAAUAAAUGGAAACGGAAAUGUGAUAACUUUGCCCUGCCCCAUCUUCCCUCUGUUAGCACCGGUACCUCAAAUGCCAUCUCGGAUAGCCAACCAAUCAGUUAUUUCUGGCUUUAGGAUUACUCAGCUUUUACAUGCUUGCACACCCACAUACAUCAGUCUUUGAUUUACCAAUCGUUUAGGGAAGACAAUCAAUUGUAAUGACGUAUAUUAGGAAUGUGUUAUAAUAAUUUGGACGGCGCGCAAUUUGAGUCAACAUCACACACACACCAAAACGUUACAGAAGCUAGAUUAUGUUUGUUCGAUUACCUUUAUGAACUUUUUUCUGCUAAGUGAUUUAUAGUUUAUAUCCAAAUACAUCAGCAGUAAUCAUCAUUGCCUCGUUUGUGUAACCGGUAUGAUUUUUUUUUUAAAUAAUUUCGUUACUCAGAAAUUGCUGUUUGUUAGCUUAUUAAACAUCGUAAAGUCUCUAAUCAUCGAAA